Ilyonectria robusta is the source of this 1506-nucleotide messenger RNA. RefSeq names its product Tetratricopeptide repeat-domain-containing protein. NCBI's taxonomy places the organism in Eukaryota, Fungi, Ascomycota, Sordariomycetes, Hypocreales, Nectriaceae. Bases 1 to 1506 code for a protein of 501 amino acids. The transcript has 9 exons. Gene Ontology annotation, molecular function: protein binding. The record is from RefSeq and is a predicted model, not a curated record.
AUGGGCUUGAUGCCUCAGGCCUCGGGCCUGCGGGUCGGAACCUUACGGCUCCGACCACUAGAUCAGCUUUUGCCACCGACGCCGGGAUCCCGUAGCGCCGCUCUCUGGGGCCUAGGUGGGUCAGGCAAGAUACAGAUCGCGCUAGACUAUGCGUAUCGACGAUGCGACGCCGACGACGACUGCUGCGUCUUCUGGGUGCACGCCGAUAACGAAGCGACUUUUUUGGCCGAUUAUAAGACGAUCAGCAAGAAGCUCGGGGUCGACGCGCGGCUUGACGGGUCAGACCUGCUUGAUGCGAUAAUAAUUCUUGGCAACGCGGAUGACUUGAGGUUGUUCGGAGUUGGUCAACAAGCAAAAGCAGAAGAAAUGAGCGAGCAUCAGAACCAGAACCUCCACAAAUACGUGCCUUGCACAUCACAAGGGACGGUGCUACGGACGAGUCGAGACGCGCACAUUCUUGGCCCCCUUGUUGGAUCUCGUCGCGGCAUCAAAGUGCGGUCUAUGGCGAUGAACGAGGCAACAACACUUCUUGCGAGGACCCGAGAUGAGCCAUCGACUGCAGAAGAGGCAUUGGGGGAGACAGGAGUGGAUGCUCAGCUGGAAGAGCUACAACGUCUCCCGCUAGCGAUCUCGCAAGCCGGGGCAUAUAUGCGGCGCAUGUCGAUGACGGCCGAGCAGUACCUGAGCCUCCUCAGACAAGGCAAGACUCGAUGGGAGGUGCUGAAGGUGACCGACGCUGACCGACGUCGACGGCUCGAGCUAGUAGCAGAGGCGGCUUGUCGAUAUGAUGAAGACGAUAAAGACUCAACCAGGCAAGCCUUGGAGCUUAAGGUCCUGGAGGCUGUUGCACAACUGAAAGAGUUUUCUUUCCUCAGUCUGUAUGAGACAGAGGAUAGUAGCCGAAGGUACGAGAUGCACAAGCUUAUGCAAGAGGCUAUACGAUAUAGGCUAAGGGAUAAGGAAUUCUACAGUGGCAGGGCGUUGCAGGCACGAUGCGAGCGCUACCUGAUAUAUGCCAUUCGAGUAGGGGAGUGGGCGGAGGUAGGCGAGACAGAGACGGAGACAGCAAACUUACUUCAGAGAAAAGAGAAGGAGCCGGUAGACAGUCGCGCUUGGGGUCUCCGGCGGGAGGUGCUUGGGGAGAAGUAUCCAGAUACAAUCAGCAGCAUGGCGGACCUCGCGGCGAUGUAUCAUGCUCAGGGCCGAUAUGACGAAGCCGAAGGCAUCUACCAGCAAGUACUGAAAGUCAGACAGAAAGUGCCUGAAGAGAAGCAUCCAGAUACGAUCAGCAGCAUGGCAUCCCUCGCGACGACGUACCAUCAGCAGGGUCGAUAUGCUGAGGCAGAACAGCUCCACCAGACCGCUCUAGACCUCCGUCGACUAACGCAAGUAGGCAAUUCGAAAGGACGGGAGAAGCUAGGGCAAGGAUCUUUGUGGGAGACUAUACGCAGAAAAGCUGAUAAUUUCUGCAAAUUGAGGUUUUCUCGAACACAAGGGCCUCGAUGA